Molecule: messenger RNA, 4013 nt
Organism: Eleginops maclovinus (Patagonian blennie)
Lineage: Eukaryota; Metazoa; Chordata; Actinopteri; Perciformes; Eleginopidae
Gene: nlrc3
Product: NLR family, CARD domain containing 3
Exons: 19
Coding region: 266-3670 (1134 amino acids)
Biological process (GO): intracellular signal transduction
Molecular function (GO): protein binding
Source: RefSeq, a predicted model, not a curated record
UUCUUGAGCAGCUGCACUGACUUGUGAGGGUUUCAGCUGCUGGGACUCGUUUCAUUUGCCUGCUUGUCCUCAGCCAAGUUUCACUCCUUUUGAGAUUCCUCCAACUCACACUUUCUCCUUCAGCUGCUUCCAGGAGAAUAAUGGCAAUCUUGCACAAAGGAUCCACAUGGGCAGCUCUGCACAUCCUUUGACGCCUACAGACCGCUUCAACAAGCCAUAGACUAAACCAGGAGCAUCUGGUGGGCAGAACAUAUCCAGAUUCCUCAUGGAGAGGAGGGCCCACUACGAUUCUAUCCUGGACCGAAGCAAACGCAUCACGUGGCAGGACGACUGCUACGUGGACCUUCAGUCUGCGCCCUGCUCCGUCUCUUCAAAAGGAGAAACAGAGGAUAUUGGCUGGAUCCAAAAGCACCAAGACCAGCUGCAACGCUUCAUCACCACCUCCUUCUUGGAGGAGAUGAUAACACACAUGAGAACCAUGGAUAUGUUGAGUUCAGCUGAAGAGACAAAGAUCAAGGAGGCGGGCCGGCUGCAGGAACAGGUCAACAUGUUCACAACAAUCGUUUCUGGCAAGGACUCUCAAGGGUCUGACGCUCUCCGGGCCUUCGUUAAGAGCUCAGACUCUCAGGUGGCCCAGCUCAUCAUCAACCACGACUCCAUUUUGAAGGAGCACAAAGAGGCCCUCUUACGGCGAUACGAGCAGCACAGAGAGCGGGAUUCAAUCAGCUGCCCCAAACUGAACAUCUCCUCCAGGACAUUACUCCUGGUCGAUGGACUUUCCGACAUCCAGCAAAAAGAACACGACUUAAUGCAGGUUGGGGCGACUCGAGGAAGGAAGAGAAAUCAUCUCAGACAGCUGGGGCUUACCAAACUCUUGGAGCCCUUGACCCGUGUUAGUUUACCUCCCCGGGUCUCCCUCACAGUCGGGGUGGCUGGUAUCGGCAAGACAACGUGGAUCCGACACUUCAUCAGACAGUGGAGUCAAGGAGCCAUCUGCACCGAUGUGAGCUUUGUCUUGCCUUUCACUUUUUGCGAGCUGAACUCCCUGGAGAAAGUCUCUGCUGAGAGGCUGGUGAAAAUGGCUUUUCCUCAUCUGACUGACCCCAGUCUGGUCCUGAGCAGCUCCUGCCGCACACUGCUCAUACUCGACGGCUUGGACGAAUUUCGCUGCACACUAAAUUUCUCCGAUGCAGCACCGUGCAGCGACCCAAAGAAAGAGGUGUCCAUCGACGACCUGGUUACUAACAUCAUCCGGGGGAAUCUGCUCCCUGACGUAGCGGUGUGGGUGACCUCCAGGCCCGGGGUGGCCUCGCUAAUCCCUGGAGGAUUGGUUGACAGGGUGACUGAAAUCCCAGGAUUCAGCUCAAAGGACAUCCAGCUCUUCCUAAACCACCACUUCUCAGAGAGGGAUUUUGCCAGUAAAAUAUGGGCGCACUUGGAGUCCAAUAAGAUCUUAAUGGUGAUGUGCUACAUACCGUGCAUUUCGUGGAUAGUAGCGGACACUCUGAUGUACAUCAUGCAGAGUGAAACGCAAGAAAGCCUCCCCAGGACGUGUACCGAGCUCUACGCUCACUUUUGUUCCAUGAAGGCAGAAUUAGGUGAACCAAGAGGCAGGGAGCCUGUGAAAAUGGAACAGCUUCACGGGAGCAAUCGUAAACUGCUGGGAAACCUUGGGCGUCUGGCGUUUUACGGGCUAAUCAAACACAAGUACACCUUCAGCGAGCAGGACCUCAGGGCCUACGGGAUAGACCUGCUGUUGACUCAGUGCAGUCUGGGGGCUGGAGUUCUUGUUCGGGAGGAGUCAGCCGUGUCCACGACGUACAGCUUCACUCAUUUGACUCUGCAAGAGUUUCUUGCAGCUACUUUCUACCACAUCUCCUCCAAGCGGGCACUCUUUGACUUAUUCUCAGAGAGUACCAUGUCUUGGCCCAAAAUCGGUUUCCAGAACCACUUCAAAAGUGCCUUCCAGCACUCGCAGCAAGCUGAAGACGGUCACCUGGAUGUGUUUGUGCGCUUCCUGACAGGCCUGCUGUGUCCGAUGGCAAUAAAGCCUCUCGCUGGGCUUCUCGCUCUCGGGAAGGAUGAUGGGAACCAGAAGGCGUGGGCAGCGGGGUUUUUACAAGGCCUCUUGGUCAGUGGGGGUGCAGUGGUGUCCCUGCGGUCAGUCAACCUGGCUUAUUGUUUACAGGAGCUGCAGCACACAGAGCUGCUGCGGAGCGUAGAGGAAGAUUUACAGCUCGGCAGCCUGGCUGGGAAGUUAACACGUGCUCACUGUGUUGUGCUGGGCUACCUGCUGCACGUGUCUGCAGAGUGCAGUGAACAGACCAACCUGACCGGCUCCCUGAACUACGCUACGGUCAAAUGUUUGCUCCCACAGCUGCUGUACUGUAGCUUUCUCAGGUUAGAGAACAAUCACUUUAAAGAUGAUGUCAUGGAGCUGCUGGGAAGCCUGUUAAGUGCUAAAGACUGCCAUAUUCAGAAAAUAAGUUUGGCAGAGAAUGCUAUCAGCAACAAAGGUGCCAAAGCUCUGAGUCGAGCCCUCUUGGUGAACAGGACGCUGACGUCUCUCAAUCUCCGGAACAACAACAUCGGCUCUAAAGGUGCAAAGUUCCUGUCUGAGGCUCUAAAAAUGAACCAAGUCCUGGUAUCAAUCAACUUCCAGAAUAAUGCGAUUGAAGAGGAAGGUGCUCAGGCUCUCGCAGAAGUGCUGCACUGCAACCGCAAACUGGUGUCUCUGAACUUACGGAAGAACAUGGUUGGAGCUGGAGGAGCCAAAAGGAUUGCAGAGGCGCUGAAGACCAACCGCACCCUCACAAAACUGAUUCUUUGUAGUAACCAGCUCGGGGACAAAGGAACAGUUGCUCUGGCCGAGGCUCUGACAGUGAACCACACGCUGCUGUUGUUGCAACUUCAGAGUAACUCCAUCAGUAACAAGGGGAUGACGGCGUUAACCAAAGCACUCAGGCUGAACCGCGGUCUGGUGUCCUUGAAUUUGAGGGAGAACUCCAUUGGGGUCGAGGGGGCGAAGAACAUGGCCCAUGCCCUCCAUGAGAACAACUCGCUACAGGACCUCGAUCUCACAGCCAACCUCCUGCAUGAUGAAGGGGUUCAAGCUAUAGCCGGCGCAAUCAAAGUGAACCGAGGACUCACCUCUCUGCAUCUCCAGUGGAAUUUCAUUAAGUCUUCUGCCACCAAAACUCUGGCCCACGCUCUCCUCACUAAUGCCACAAUUCAGCUCUUGGAUCUACAGGAGAACGCUAUAGGGAAUGAAGGCGUCAUUUUUCUCGCCGAAGCCCUGAAAACCAACAUGUCCCUGCGUACAUUGUGUCUCCAGGGAGUCUCAGCAAGCACAAGUGGUGCCAUUGCACUGGCGGAGGCUCUAAUGACGAACCAAGCUCUGCAAACACUGGAUCUGCGAGGGAACACCGUGGGGAUGGAGGGAGCAAAGGCUCUGGCAAACUCACUGAAAAGCAACAGAAGCCUCAAGUCUUUGAAUCUGCAGGAGAACUCUCUGGGUAUGGAUGGAGCCAUAUUCAUUGCAACAGCCUUGAAAGGAAACCACCAAUUGACGUACAUCAAUUUGCAGGGCAAUGGCAUUGGGGAAUCAGGAGCAAAGGUCAUAUCUGAUGCUAUUCGAGCCAACGCACCGGGCUGUGUGGUUGACAUCUGAUUGAAGAAACAGAGCGCGUUGUCUACUGUGGAACGUUGCAUGUGUAAAAUAGAGAGACAAGUGUGCAGUUUUAUCACAUGAAGGUGUAUGUAAUUAAGUCAAAGCUAUUUGUGGGUACUAAAUAUCACUCUGUAAAUGUUUCACUGUGUUUUAAGAUAGAUGUUCACAUAUUUAUUAUGACAUUAUUGUUGUUGCCAUAAGGAAUGGAAAAACGGUGGCACCACAUUUCAAUUUUAAAUACACUCAGCAUCCAUCAUUACUUCUCUUUUGUUAAGUCAUUCUGUACGUUUGCUCUAUUUGCACAAGAAGAUUUGUUAAAGCAUAAAAUGGACACUGUUAUUCA